Engraulis encrasicolus (European anchovy) is the source of this 701-nucleotide messenger RNA. Its product is annotated as LETM1 domain-containing protein 1-like. The record is from RefSeq and is a predicted model, not a curated record. Gene Ontology annotation, molecular function: ribosome binding. The transcript is spliced from 6 exons. Lineage: Eukaryota; Metazoa; Chordata; Actinopteri; Clupeiformes; Engraulidae. Bases 57 to 701 code for a protein of 214 amino acids. Gene Ontology annotation, cellular component: mitochondrial inner membrane.
GCAGCGGUGGAUGGAUACGCAGGGUGGCAGCUCGGCCGCCUGGUGUUCCUGCUACAAUGGCGAUGUGUGGGACACACGUCCGAAGUUGCAUUACGUUGACAUCUAUUUGUGCUAAACAACUCAGAUACGGGAUAUGCAGUUCAUCGCCGGCUCCUGUCCUUGCGGUCUCAACACUGAGGAUAUACUCCACGUCUCAUGUCAAAUAUGGAGUUCUUCAGAGGGCCAAUGAUAGGUUUGAGCGCUUUUUGGAGCGCCGAUUCCCCUCCAUCUACGUAUAUUAUCGCACAUUCAUGAAGGGUUUUAAGGCACUUGUGGAGGACAUGUCGGAAGCAAGGAAAAUAAAAGUAAAGAUGGACAACGACGGAAUUGCUUACAAAGAACUCCCCUACCGAGAAAUGGAGAGACUCCGCUUGGUGCGUAAGGACAUCAUUAAGGCCAUUCCCCUCUUCAUCAUCUCGCUGCCUCCCUUUGCUAUCUGCUUUGUCUUCCUACUCAUGUACCUUUUCCCGCGGCAGCUGCUGUUCCACCACUUCUGGACUCUUCAGCAGCAGUGGGACUUCAAGAAGCUGUACCAUCGGCACCGGGCGCGGCACCACGACGCCAUCCUGGCCGGGGUAGAGAGGACGGCGCCCCAUCUGAAAUCCUGGAUGCUACGCUACCACCUGCAGUCCCUCUGUAAUAAGAGGUGGAAGAAGUACUGA